AUGCCGAGGCCAAAUCAAAAGAAAGACAACAGAGACUCCGAUAGCCGCCGACCUUCCGUUUCUGGUCCAGACUCUUCGGAAGAAUCUCGAGACGCUAGCAAUUCUAGCAGAAGCCAUGGAAGUAGUGAUAGGAGCAGUAGACGCCGCGCACCUGAAACAUUUUCAGAGCUCUGGGGUCUAAAAAAGACACCCAGAGAAAGGAACGAGCGCGAACGACAAAGCAGCAAGUCCGAAAGAAGUGGGAGCACUACUAGUUCGAAGAGGACUCACUUUACCCACUAUUCUGGGGAGCCAAAGCCUAGAUCAAUGUGGGAUGUUAUUUCUACGAUCGUGAAUAGCCCAAAGCCAAAGAAAGAUGAGCGUCAGGGAUAUUGGGUGAGGGGCAGUAAGGGCACUAUGAUGGCGUUUGAGAAGCCUGGAGAAAGUAGUAGGCGUGCAAGUCAUAGAAAACCUAAAAGGGGUGAAAGGUCUCCAAGUGAUGAGGUUCGGAAUAGCCCCCCUGCGAAAUCCAAGUAUUCCUCAGAAGACGACAUCAGUGCUCCUUUACGGCCCUCCAGAAACGCCGCACGAACCCUCGGCGAGCUUAAACCUCCCAAAAAGUCACGAAUCGAUGUCGUUGGUGGGGAGGGAGUGGUGGAGGAAAAUGACAGUUUCAUCAGCAUAGAAGGCAAAAUCGCCGCCGCCGGAAGCAAUUUCUUCGUGAUAAUUACAGAAAGUUAUACCAUGCUAGUCAACAUCCCUAAUUACUGGGACUACAAAACCAUCACGGGGGAAUUUCAGGAUGUUUACCACGCACUCAGCGAGUACCGGACUUCCCAUCCAACAGCUUCUCCUGGUUGUAUGUGGCUCGUUAAGGGGGUUUAUAAUGACCUUGACGAAAACGGCCAAGCAUCGCUUGUCAAUUUCGACCGCUAUCACUUCUUGACGGACCUGAUCACCAAUAUGUCUGAUUUUAAUUGGGAAGACAGCGUACUACAGCAUGGCUCGUUUGUGGUUGAGAAGGGCGGGGAUGUGAAUAUCACUUUUUCGAUUGGCGUCUUUGCGCAGCCGUAUGGUCCUCCCAGGCUUCAGGUGACUGAUUUUAAAGGUACUCGUUAUCUCGAAGUCGAUCGUAAUGAGAGUAUCCCCAGGAAGAUCAAUGGUAAAAGUGGUACCAAUCCUUUUAAUGAUCCUCAUGAGAGUCCCGCUUGGCCUGCUGCCAAUCAUAAAAAGGCUGUUAGUUUUGUCGACGUCAAUCCUGACGAGAGCAAUGACGACAAGAAGGAGGGCACUGAUUCUUCCAGUUUCAACCCUACCAAGAGCCCCCUCAAUACCCUCGGUAGUAAAAAGAGUACCAAUCCUCUCAGUGAUCCUGAUAAGAAUACCCCCAAAACGAUCAAUGGUAAAAAGGGUACCAAGCCUAGUAACGAUGAGAAUGGUGCCAAUCAUUUCGAUUAUCUUGAUAAGAAUACCUCCAAGACUAUCAAUGGUAAAAAGGGUACCCUUCUUCUUGAUGAUUUUGACGAAAAUAUUCCCAAGCCUACUAACGAUGAGAAUGGUACCCUUCUUCUUGAUGAUUUUGACGAAAAUACCACCAAGCCUACUAACUAUGAGCAUGAUACCACUCUUCUUGAUGAUUUCGACGAAGAUACCCUCGAGCCUGCCACUAAUGAUAAAAAGACCCAAAAGAAGAAGACUACUGAUGACAACAACAACAACAACAACAAGGAGGAAGCCGAUACUUCCAGUUUCAACCCUGCCGAGGAUACCCCCAAUACUAACCACGGUGGUGGUAAAAAGGGUGCCAAAAAGCGUAACAAAAAGGGUUAA
Talaromyces rugulosus is the source of this 1809-nucleotide messenger RNA. RefSeq lists its product as uncharacterized. Bases 1 to 1809 code for a protein of 602 amino acids. The record is from RefSeq and is a predicted model, not a curated record. The transcript has 3 exons. Lineage: Eukaryota; Fungi; Ascomycota; Eurotiomycetes; Eurotiales; Trichocomaceae.